Molecule: messenger RNA, 864 nt
Organism: Brassicogethes aeneus
Lineage: Eukaryota; Metazoa; Arthropoda; Insecta; Coleoptera; Nitidulidae
Source: the annotation of a GenBank genome assembly
GUAUGCCAAUUAUUGUUUAAUAAAAAUUAAACAAUUAAACUUAAAAAAGGCAUGAAAUUACUUUGUAGGCUACAAAUUUUAGCGACAAAGUAGCGAUUCUCAGGGCGGCCGGUAGAGAUUUUCAAUCUGGUCUACCUGGCAACAGUGGAUUUCAGUUACAUAUGGCAAUGUUGCCCAGCAACUGCUGGUGGUUCCCCCAUUUCCCACUUCGUAGAAUUUAAAUGUUAAUACGUGGCUACAUCAAUUCAUUGAUAACAUUACACAGAGACUACUCUGUGUAACAUUCUUUUAUCUUCAAUAUUCGUGGGCUGCGUAUACAAUGGAGUUCCAUUUGAAAAUUAUUGGCAUUAUUGUAUUGUGGAGUUAUUUAUAUUUUGAAGACAAUACAUUAUUUUUAUUAUUAUUAACAUUCUUUUAUCUUCAAUAUUCAUGGGCUGCGUAUACAAUGAAGUCCCGUUUGAAAAUUAUUGGCAUUAUUGUAUUGUUGAGUUACUUAUCAUUUGAUGGAAAUCUAUUGCCAAUGUAUUCAUUAUUUUUAUUAUUAUUAUUUUAUUUAUUUCUUAAGGAUUUCUUAAAGCGUUGGGUACAGAGAUAUAUCUCUGGUUGGGUACAAGUGCCUCAGGAACAAAGGUGCUUUGGGGAGUACAAAUGCCCUGAAUGUAGGAAAAUAUGGAUGUCAUCUUAUUCUUGGUCUAAUAUUGGGCAAGAAUGCUUCAACUGUCAUAUCAAUGUUUUACCACAUAAACAGCGUCCUCUGGGCAUUAAUAGAGCACCCUCAGGACUUUGGUCACAAAUGCAAAAAACUUGGUUAUUGCUGCAGAGAAUAUUCUCUAUUAUAUAAUCCAAUAAUAAUAAUAAUUAUUA